AGCCCAAUGACGUCAGUGUGUUGAUGUUGUGUUGGUGACGCGGCAGGCAGGCAGGCAGGCAGUGAGUCAGCGGCGGCGGCAGUAGUAGUAUCUCCGGAUCUGGAAGUGCUGUUGGUGUUAAUAUAAAUUAUUCCCCCUAACUACUGGUUUUAUACAAAAAUGGCGCUUCCUGCAGCUCCCAAUCUGCAGUUAAACUCAGAAACACAAAGCAGUCCGAUGAAUGACCCUGAAAAUAACAUUCACAUCGACGAGAAAGAACUGGAAAAUCUAACCAACAAUGAUCAAGACGGUACAGCCCUCCUUCUCCAUUCUCCAUGGACAUAUUGGCUCGAUAGGUCAUUACCUGGAGCUACAGCAGCUGAGUGUGUGUCUAACUUAAAAAAGAUCUACACAGUUCAAACAGUACAGAGUUUCUGGGGUGUUUAUAAUAAUAUUCCUCAAGUGUCUUAUCUGCCUCUGAGGUGCAGUUACCACUUAAUGCGAGGAGAAAGGCGGCCGCUAUGGGAAGAAGAAAGCAAUUCAAAAGGAGGAGUAUGGAAGAUGAAAGUACCUAAAGAAAGUACGACUGUAGUUUGGAAAGAAUUAUUACUUGCUACUAUUGGAGAACAGUUUGCAGACUAUUGUGCAUCAGAAGAUGAAGUAGUUGGUGUCAGUGUUAGCGUCCGAGAUCGAGAAGAUGUUGUUCAAGUCUGGAAUGUAAAUGCAUCAUUUGCAAGUGAAGCAACUAUUUUAGGAAAGAUCUAUGAGCUUCUCCCGCACAUAUCUUUUAAGGCAGUAUUUUAUAAACCUCAUGAGGAACAUCAUGCUUUUGAAGGAGGCCGUUCAAGACGCUAGCCGCACCUUGUAUAAAAUUUACACUUUUGUUGUGUCUUGUGAGUUGAACAUAGAGAGUACUGGAUCUCACCCUUGUAAAGUUCGACAUGUUACAAUUUAUAAAUUGCUGUAUAUGUUAUUAUAUUAAGUGCUAAAGAGAUUUUUUUUUUUUUUAACCAUUUCCUUAUGCAUGCCAUUUUACCUAACCAUUAACUCUUUAGGGGCAUUCCUGCUCUUCCAAGUAAGACGUCCAAGUGGUAUUGUUUGAAUACAUUGAUUUUGUAAACAACUUAUAAUUAGCAGAGCACAUGGGUAAGAAGCAGUUCAUUCUAAUGUUCCAGUACAAGUGUGCAUACUCGCUUGCAUACAUUUUAAAUCACAGCCAUUUUAAAUCGUAAUCUUGAGCCAUUCCUAGUGGUAAACAAAUACUGUCUUGCUCCCAUGGGAAGAAAUAAUGCACUGCAGUCUUUUAGCUCACUGGUGUAGACAUUUUAAGUUUUUUGUAAAAGUAUUGCACUGAUUUUUCACAAUGUCAGUAGCACAUAAAUACUGUAGUAGUUGGUGGUUGCUGGUUUGCUCUUGUUUCUCUACUGUGUUUACAGUAUGGUGAUUUAGUUUAUUCCAUCUGUGAUGCCAAACAAUUUAAGUAUUUUAACUGGCAUCUGCACAGUAUUCUUUGAAGAUACAAUAAUAACAUUGCCAGUGCUUAAAUAUAACCCCAGUGUGUCUCUUAAUGUGCAAUGGAAUCUAUGAUUUGGUUUAAAUGACUAUUGCAGACAGAGUUGUGUUCGUUAUAAUAGUGUGGUCUUCGUGUGACCUGUUUUACAGCAACUUUCUUUAAUAAAUGUUACUUAGUGUUACAAUAAAGAGUCACUUUUACAUUGCAGAUAUACAUGCUUUCACACUGGUGCCGGUCAUUUUACAUAAACUGACUGAACAAAACGUAAUGGUGACCUUCACAGAUUCCACUGUGCAAUGUAAGAUCUCGAUGCAUGAAAUGGUCAAAUGUUUCAAAGAGUAGACAGUAGAAAGGUUUGAUGUGAAAAACUUUAGCACCAAGAGUCGGUAUAUUAUAAUUUGUACUGUAUUUUAUAUAAUAAUACCAUGUCAAGAUUGUAGCUCUAUUUGUUUUGUCACCAAAUUAAAACAGUUUCAUCUAAGGGUAUACUACACCUCGGAUAAAUAAGAUACCUUGCUUGUUUUAGGAAAAACAAUUGGCCAGAUUUAUACUGUCACAGUAUGAGUUUAUAUUGAACAGUGGUAUACAUCCAAAUGCCUCUAUUGUCACCUCAGAUUGGGAGCUGUUUGUACAUAUCGCUGCUAUGUAACCAAAGAGUUAAUGUUUAACAUGCGUUACAUGGUAUAGAAUACAACACUGAAAGGCUAUGAAUGUACACUUGCCCUGCCAAAAUUAUUCACAGAUAACAUCUAGUUUAAAUUUUUUGCUAUAGGAGUACAAGACGGUCACAAUUUUAGAUUUCAUUUUGUAAACUUUGAUCUUAAAUAUUAAAACACCCAUAAAAGUGUUCUUGCCACAGACUUUGUACGUUCGAUUUGCAUUUUGUUUCAAAUACAUUGUCAGCAUAGGUUAAGAUGAGUUAUGGGAGGCCUGCUUUUUUAUCACUCAGGUCUAUCAAUGUGAAAAUGCACUAAAGCACAAAAAUGUUAAACAUUGAGUUGAAAGUUAUAUUUUAGUAAACAUACAGUAGGCACAUCAAAAUGUAAUCUAGAUGUUUUUUUUUUUUUUUUAAAUAUAACAGUUAUAUGAAGCAUCCUUAAAGUAUAGAAAUUGAUGUUUUUUAAUAAGUAUAUAUAAAUAUGUAAUAAGAUAGUUGUCAGAUAUGAGACCUUGUGAAAGCUAAUAAUGUUCAUAAUUUACAGAAUGGUGCCUUGUGUUCUCCCAGGGUUUAAACAUUUAUAGAAUGUGAUGUUUAUUUGAACUUUUUAAUAGUUCUUCUGUAUAUGAAAUAUUUUUUUUUGCUUGUAGGUUUUGAAAAAACAAUUCAAAUAAAAUGUACAAACGUA
Messenger RNA from Acipenser ruthenus (sterlet), 2838 nucleotides. Its product is annotated as eukaryotic translation initiation factor 4E type 3-like. The transcript is spliced from 7 exons. Gene Ontology annotation, biological process: translational initiation. NCBI's taxonomy places the organism in Eukaryota, Metazoa, Chordata, Actinopteri, Acipenseriformes, Acipenseridae. Gene Ontology annotation, molecular function: translation initiation factor activity; RNA 7-methylguanosine cap binding. Gene Ontology annotation, cellular component: eukaryotic translation initiation factor 4F complex. The record is from RefSeq and is a predicted model, not a curated record. The coding region runs from base 160 to 834 and encodes 224 amino acids.